Messenger RNA from Manis pentadactyla (Chinese pangolin), 3904 nucleotides. RefSeq lists its product as uncharacterized. The record is from RefSeq and is a predicted model, not a curated record. NCBI's taxonomy places the organism in Eukaryota, Metazoa, Chordata, Mammalia, Pholidota, Manidae. The coding region runs from base 461 to 3622 and encodes 1053 amino acids. The transcript is spliced from 4 exons.
GCUUAACCUGCGAAAGGAGAGGCCGGAGAAAUGCCAUGCUAGGAAAUCCAGACAGCAAAACGCCGAAUUUCAUGCCGUGGACUCUUCCCCCUUUGAAAUACGGAAGAUUGCAGACUGCGUCUGGGACUGGGAAUAAGGAGGCUAGACAACAGACCAGGGGACGAAGGGGAGACAUGGGAGACUGGCUGAGUGGGCUCUGUCUCCUCGUCCCCUUGUCUGCAAAACACGCCCUCCACAUUACAGAUCAAGUUCGGUUUUGCCGAUCUCCUCCAGAAAGUGUUCAUGUACUGCUUUCUCAAGGCGAAGGAAAAACUCAAAGCAGCACCCGAAAGAGCCCGCAGCUCCGGGGAGAGAAUCGUGGGGGUGCGGAGGAGAUUCUCAGCAUGUGGAGCUUCAGACAGUUUUGUGCUGCAAUGCGGUGGUUGCCUGCUCCCCUUCAGCCGGUUGCAGAGGCUAGAGAAUGAAAUCUUCAGAAAACAACGGAUAUUUUGACAGCAGUAACGGCAGACCCUUUUAUGUGCAGGCCAUGGCCCAGCAUCCUUACCUGAGUCCCUGGUACCAGCAUCCCAUCUAUCAUCCAUUCUCUGCUCCUGGGGCAGGUGUCAGAUAUGGAAGUGUGUAUUUUCCAUAUGCAGUGAUGCUCAGCGAAUAUCCUGGCUUUCUCAUACCUCAGUCCCUGUUGCCUACAGUUAACAGAGGACCUGUGUUUUAUAAUACACCACAUUUCCAGCACUAUAAUGGCUGUGGAAAAGAAAAGAAAACAAGAGAGUGUCAAACUGAAUGUCAGAAGUCUAAAAACAUGAAUGAAAAACAAGACAACCACUCCGAAGGCGAUGGCCAUGACAUAGGUAGGGUGGCCAGUGUCCCUAGUACUAACACUGACAGAGAAACUGACAACAUUCCUGAAGAAACACGGGGGGCCUUGUCUUGUGAUGCCCAGAAGAGGGAGCUCCAUGGUAAGAGCCCUGGGGAUGAAAGUCUGCAGGGAAGUGCACCUCAAAGAAGCUGUGCGUCUGAGGGAGAGAAAAUGAGGAUGGAAGAGGGCAAAGGAUCCCCCGUCGUACAAUUCUGGAAGAGUUUGAAAGAAACUGUGCGUUUGUAUGACCUGGCUUACGGUAAAAGCAUGCCAGAGAACGGGGAGCAGCACAGUGGGAUUUCACAGAGUUCUUGUGAAGGUGGUAAUGUGCUCGAUAACCCUUGUGAGGCUGACAAGGGCAUUGCACAUAAAGAUGACCAAAGAGCUGGUCAGUUGGAGCAGUGCCUUGUAAGAUGUGAGAUGUUAAGGGCAGGAUCACUCAUGGACAUGAACUUGAAUAAAGCAGGACAGGUCCUGUCAUCUCCAGGUGAAGUUAAAGACAGAGGUCAGAUCCAUAAGACCGUGAACUCAGACACGUCCCAGUCUGCUGGAGGUGGCAGCAAGUACCAGCAGGAAAAGCCAUUCUGCUCCAGCAACGAAGGAGUGAAGGACUUGAGCCUACACUCCAAAUGCCAGACCCCCCAUUAUGUUGAGGGAAGAAUGGGAACAUGUAGUGGGGACCUUGGCUCCCUUCGGAAAGUGGUUGAUGAAGUGGUAGAGAGUAAAAGCUACCCAGAGGUGUGUGUCUCCCCCGCUGCCUGGUCAGCCCAGUUCAACAAGAUUGGUGAAGGAAUCCAGUGUGAUAGGAGCUGGUGGCAUGAAAUGGAGCAGAAGUCCUUGGGGUCGUCACCAGAAAGUCGGAAGGGAACCGUGGAUUCAGGGGGAAGUAGAGAUCUGGAUAUAUAUCAAGUGAUACUGAGUGACAGCUACCCUGAGUUGUGCACUUACUCGCCUCCCAGGUCACCCCAGACGAACAGGGUUCAUGAAGGAAUCCAGUGUUGUCGGUGCUGCUGCCAUGGAAUGGAGCAGAGGUCCCCGGGGUCAUCAGCAAGAAGUAGUGGGAAGGGAACAGAGGAGUCAGGUGCCAGUAGGGACCUGGAUGAAUAUGAAGUGCUGGAGAGUGACAGCUGCACUGAUGGGUGUGCUCUCUCUCCUGCCUGGUCAGCCCAGGUGAACAGGGCUCAUGAAGGAAUCCAGUGUGGUAGGUGCUGCUGGCAUGGAAUGGAGCAGAGGUCCCCGGGGUUGUCAGCAAGAAGUAGUGGGAAGGGAAGAGUGGAGUCAGGCGGGAGUAGGGACCUGGAUGAAUAUGAAGUGGUGGAGGGUGACAGCCACAUUGACUGGGGUGCUCUCUCUCCUGCCUGGUCAGCCCGGGUGAACAGGGUUCAUGAAGGAAUCCAGUGUUGUCGGUGCUACUGCCAUGGAAUGGAGCAGAGGUCCCCGGGGUCAUCACCAGAAAGUAGUGGGAAGGGAACAGAGGAGUCAGGUGCGAGUAGGGACCUGGAUGAAUAUGAAGUGCUGGAGAGUGACAGCUGCACUGACGGGUGUGCGCUCUCUCCUGCCUGGUCAACCCAGGUGAACAGGGCUCAUGAAGGAAUCCAGUGUGGUAGGUGCUGCUGGCAUGGAAUGGAGCAGAGGUCCCCGGGGUUGUCAGCAGGAAGUAGUGGGAAGGGAAGAGUGGAGUCAGGCGGGAGUAGGGACCUGGAUGAAUAUGAAGUGGUGGAGGGUGACAGCUACUCUGAGAUGUGUGUCCCUUCUCCUACCAUGUUGGCCCCACCCGGCUGUGUAGAUGUGGGCAUCAUGUGCAAUAUAAGCUUGUGCCAGGGCGAGGACGUCUUGGCGAAUCUUAAGGAAACUGCCCUGAUAGGUGAAGGGCCAUUGCCAUACUGUAGAAGAAAGGGUUCUGGGAGGUCAGUCAGCAGUAGGGAACUGGUUGGUGAAGUGGUAGAGAGGAAAAGCUACCCCGAGUCGUGUGGACCCUCUCCUACUUGGUCGGCCCAGUUCAACAAGGUUGAUGAAGGUAUUCAAUGUGAAUUGAGCUCACAGCAUGAUGCAGAGCUAGAGAAGUCCUCUGAGCAGAUGCUCUCUGCAGAUGAAGAGUCCUCAGCAGGCUGCAAGAUGAAGGGGUCAAGGAAAAAGUCAGUCAGGAAUAGGAAAGUCAACACAGAUGGAGAGGUGGUCGUGACUGAUGAGACUGCAGAGGUUUAUAACGAAAGCUUCAAAAAGAGUGCGAAAGUUAAAAAGGUUCUAAAAGGCAGGGAACUCCAAGCCCUGAGCAGCUUCUCAAAUGGUAGGGCAGUUGAUGUGUUGAAGAAAAAUGCUGCCCUGAACACCGUACUUCCCAAGGAUUCAGAGGACGGUGAGUUGGAAGAGGGAGGUGAAGAUGAAAUGGAUGAGGUAGAGUGCCUCCUUGAAGCUAGCCCAGAUAGCCCUCUGACAUCUUCCAGAGGAAGGUUUUAUGGCAAGGCUGGUAGGAUAAGCAGAAUGCCACCGGAGAGCUCUGUCCCCCAGCUUCCCAUCUGGCCCACUGGAAAUGAGUACAAAGCAAAGCAUGGCGACUAUGGGAGCAUCCCUGUGGUCUGCAAGGCGACGGGACCGGAUGGCUGUGAGAUCAACUGUGGCAGGCUGCGAAUGGAAUGUACCGUGGCCAAACGGGAGGGCUUGGAGUCCAGGAGAGCCUCCUGUGGACCAGUGCAGUCUAACUGUGAGAGAUCAAAAACCAAGGCAUCUUACAAAGUAACAAGCAAGCAAAGAGACUGGAAGCAGUAAAGCCUUGGAAAUACUCAGCAGGCAAAGAGGUUGGUAUUUAACUGUUGUUUUGAUGUGAUUUGCUCUUAGGAUUUACUUUGGGGGUUUCGUACUGGCUGCCUGUUCUGCCCUCAGCUAGCACUGUUGUGGGUGAUCAAAAAUGGCAGCAUUCUAACCAGGUCAUAGACAUCCAUCCAUAGAUCCUAGCUUACAAAUAGAUGAGAGCCAAGCCUUUCAUUCUUGGGACAUUAUUUUUAUGCUGGUUUUUCACAUGGAAUUCCCCAUGCUGUUAAUGACAGUACA